UUUUCAAAGUCGAAUUGUCAAUUUCUAAAUAUUUUUUAUAAUUUUUCAAUUAAUAUUUCUUAUUAAUUAACAAUGUCGGAUAAAAAGGAAAUGGAAAAAAAGGACGUCGAUCCUGAAUUGGACGAUUUACUGGACAGUGCUCUCCAAGACAUGACAAAGAAGCCAGAAGAUUCGGCCCCGGGGUCGGAGGCCGUGCCACAGAACAUGUGGAGCGAGGAGUUCAUCAAGGAAGCAGCAGCCCAGUUUGAGAGCAACAUGGCCGCUAUCUUGGGAAGCUUUAGCGGAGUCCCUGAGGACCAGAUAUCACAGGACCAAAUUGCACAGACAUUUAGCAAAAUGGCCGAGGCGGCCGCGCAGGUGUUGAAGGCGCCCGGGGACUCGGCCUCCGAGCCGACGGAACCCACCAGCGACCCCGCCGUCAAGGAGAAAAUCGAUGAGGUAUCAGCGGCUAUCUCGCAGACCCUGCAGAAUCUCAGCAGCAACGCGGAGAACCUUCAGACGCCUUUCUCAGACCAGGACCUGGCCAACAUGUUCAACAGCUUCAGCCUGGGGGAAGGUGGACAGCAGGACGGCAAUAUGUUCGUCCCUUUCAUGCAGGGGAUGAUGCAGUCUCUUCUAUCGAAAGAGGUGUUGUACCCCUCGCUCAAGGAGUUAGUGGACAAGUACCCCGCCUGGCUGGCUGAGAAUAAGGGCAAAAUCGAUGCCGCAGAGUAUGACAGGUUCUCAAAACAACAGGAGCUGAUGCUGAAAGUGUGCGCGGAAUUGGAGCCCGAACAGGAGUCAGACCCUGAGGAUGUCAGGAGGAAACGAUUCGAGACUGUACUGGACCUCAUGCAGAAGAUGCAAGACCUAGGCCAGCCGCCUACGGAGCUGGUGGGCGACAUAGCCGUGCCUCCGCAGGGCUUCGCCCCGCCGACGGGGCAGGACCCCAGCCAGUGCAGCCUCAUGUAACGGGAGGAGGGCCGCGCCGGACACCGCGAGUGUAUGGACGUAUCUUAAACGGCGAUCGUACGGUCAUUGUGUCAGUUUGGAAGUUACAAGUGUAAGAACCUUGUCGCAUUCAUGGUAUAAGUAGACCAGGUACCUAUGCUCAAUUCUAUGACAAGUCGCCAUUACUAGCCCUUUGAUGACGUAAGUGUCACCACUGUGUUACCAUUAAAUUGUUAUCUCCAACAUUCCAAGGACGUAAAUUUUAUUAAUGAAAAUUAAGUGAAUCAUUGACUAGUGUAUUUAAUUACUAUUACUUGUCACAUAUUAUAAAAUCAUUAAAAAGUUCAUUAAAUUAAAAACAUUGGACGUGGGUAAUUUAUUUUUUACGAAAUGGCAACACAGGGUGGGAUGACGUCAGCUGGGCUAACCUUGAAAUGUUAGCUGUCACUUUUGAGCUUACGUAGUUUUCUUAUACCAUGGUCGCAUUAACGACAUUUGACGUUCAGUGAGAAUUUGUUGCAAUAUGUCCAAAUGUCCAAUGUGACAGGGUUCUAAACUUACAAGUGCCUAUGCUGCUAAUUUUUAAUGGCCCUCGGUAUAGGCUAAAUUCCAACUAGUCAAAUCAGUUACUUUUUACUAAACUAAACGUCAAAACACGGAAUUACUAAGGAGUUUGUAUGAAAAGCACACUGUCUCUUCUUCUUUGCGAAUCGAUGGCGAUCGAAACUAAUUUUUUGCUGACCAAUACUUGGCCACGCUUACGGCAUUGUCAGUGGCUUCGUACAGGUCUUUAAUAGUGCAGGUGUUAGGGCACUUAGGACAGCACAAAAGGUGAGCCAUAGUUUGUGGUGAUACUCCACACUCGCAAUCAUCGCAACCAUCAACCAGGUAUCCCCACCUGCAGAGAUUAUCCUUGCAGCGGCCAACCUGUGUCCGGAGCCUAUUUAAAGACUUCCAUGUGGGCCACGCUAGAUUACUUCCAGGCGGGAGACCCUCACGCACACUGUGACGUCAUAGAAAAACGUGACAAAAUGUCGCACUACUUCUUUUUUUCACAAUGAUCGUACCAUAAUGAUUUGCCGAGAAAUCGGGGACUCUCCAAGCCACGUUCCUUAACAAAAAUAUAGAUUGCACUUUACCACAUUGCCUUCAUUUAACCAUCAAAUUUCAUGGAUAACAGACAUAAAAAAGCAACUUUUAUCUUUGUUUUUGGGUAUAAAUGAUGACUCUUGUUAUUACACCUAGACACAACACAUCUUCCACCCAUUAUUAUUCUGAUCAAAAUAAAAAGAAGCAAUAUACUGUAGACAACAGGUCGACAUGGCAGUUCUCUAGUGACGUGACGUUUUCAAUAUCGAUAUAUUUUUAUUAUGUAUGUAACAAAAUGUGAAUAAAAUAAUACCACGUUUUCAUUUAAGUUAAUAUUUAUUCAUCUGAAUCAUCUAACGUAUCGCUACAAAAACUUAAAGAAUCUUCGUCACCGGUAUCUCCGACUUUUAUAAUAAAAUAUUCCAUUUCAUUUUCCAUUGAAUUAUUGUUUUUUUUGCUUGAACACGCGACGAAGAUGCAACCGUAGCCAUUUUUAAAACACAAUAGUAAUAAAUUAUGUGAGCGAGAUUAUAAUCGAUAAACGCGGUCGAUACGGACUCGUGCGACACUAAGACUAAGACGCCGCGGGGACUGUGCGGGUGUGCGGGGCGACCCCGCCUCCGCGGCUCACCUCAUGCCCCGAUUGCCAUGUCGACCUGUCGUCAACUUUAGGUAGCAACUUAAUACGUAUUUCAACGUAUAUAAAAUACCCGAGCAGUGAGAAAAUUGGUAAUUAUUACGUACCGCCAUCUAUUUUUUUAAGGAAAUGUGGCCUGAAAUGUCCCUCACGCACCAUAGACUGUGAUGUCUGUUCACCCUGUGUGUUAAUUAGCGUGAUGUUUUCACAUUUCGAUCACUAUGACACUACCUUUCGAUGCAGAGAUUUUAGAUUUGUUUUAUGGUACAUUGAUAUAAUCACGCUAUAGUAAUCCGUAUUGGGUGGGUAAAGCUAAAGCCUACUAGGCAACAUGUCCGGCAACGUUGCAUAACAGCGCGCAACGUUGCACAACAGCGCGCAACGUUGCACAACAGCGCGCAACUUUGCCAGCUAAAGCGCAACAGCGCGGCACGCUCUCACAGGAGCGAAUAGCUUGCAACGGGAAAGUGUAUCAGAGUCGUUAUUUUUUCCAUUUAAUAAUAAAAAAUAAUGAACGAGAAACGAAUUUAUACAUACUGAAAUAAAAUUAUUACAUGCCUUGAGGGGACGGCCCGAUAAGUUGGGUUUUUUUUUUUAAAUUAUCAAUCGGUAUAAUCUAUAAUUCUUUUUGCAUCGAAUUAGAACGGUAUUAAUUGUGCUAUUAUGGUUAUAUGGGAUUGAAAUGUGGGUUAUGCUUGAUUGAAUUGAAUGUAAAAAAUGUUUUAUAUACAUAUUUAUACUAUAUUAUAUGAUAACUAGUACGUAACGCGUGACUAAUGGGGUAGCCAGGGCCAUGCCAUCACCAAAAUUACAACCUGGGGGGUUAAAAUGGCCACAUCGAAGCAAUUCAUCUAAGAAAGCAAUAUUGCAAUUUGACAUUUGCGCAUAUAAAAGUAAGUGCGCAACGCAAACAAAUGUCAAAUAGCAAUAUUGCUUUCUUAGAUGAAUUGCUUCGAUGUGGCCAUUUUAACCCCCCUGUUUUCGUAACAUUUUUUUUAAUGUAGUGCAAGAAAUAUCCGUAGAGACCGCGCCGCGAAAAUACCGCGGAUUUUAAUGGAACUAAUUGACAGGACUUACAUAAGUAUUCGAAGAUGGACUACCGACCUUUCCUCCACUCGACUCGGCCUCAGCUGAGAAUUUUGGUAUUCUAAGGGUGGUAUUAAUAAACGAAUCUCAGCUGAGACUGCCCUCAAGGUCAUGCUCAAGUCCCUGUUUUUAUAUGAGAACUGUCACAUUGACAUGAUCUUGAGGGCAGUCUCGAAGCUGAGAUUAGUUUAUUAAUACCGCCCUAAGUUGACAUUUACGUACUUGAGGACUUUACUCACUGGAGUCGAGCAUGUCAUACUGCCAACAUGAUAAUACGAAAUUAAUGACGUCAUGCCUUACUGGAGUAAACUCUGAGAUGGGUGAAUAUCAAAAUGUGCCAAGUUUGGUGGCGAACUUUCAUAUUAUUUUUUCGUGAAAAAUUGUUUUCCGACAUGAAAAAGGAUCCAAAAGGAUCCGAAAGGAUGUCGGAAUCCGACAUUUUGAUAUUCACCCAGAUAAGGAAUAUUUUGAGCAGAGUUCGAGGAGAAAAAAAAAAUAUAAAUAAGAUCUUGAGAUCGCCUCAACUGAGAACGGAAUCAAGAAAGGUUUCUUGGAGUAUAAAAACAGUUUGAUAGCUUGAAAAAUUACAGCUAAAAAAAAACUUUGACAGCUGUCAAAAUGGUGUCGUCCUUCACUUACGACAUGUGCAAGAAAAAGAUGGCUAGUUUUAGAACGGUCGCACUGAUAUAAAAGUAAGUUGUAGGCCGAUAAAGAUGGUAAUGAGAAUAAAAGAAAUGACAAAAUUUUACUUGAACGAUAAUGAAUGUACAUAAUAACGGGUUCUUACCG
Messenger RNA from Pectinophora gossypiella (pink bollworm), 4531 nucleotides. It is a transcript of the gene Pex19, whose product is annotated as peroxisomal biogenesis factor 19. The transcript is spliced from 8 exons. NCBI's taxonomy places the organism in Eukaryota, Metazoa, Arthropoda, Insecta, Lepidoptera, Gelechiidae. Gene Ontology annotation, biological process: protein import into peroxisome membrane. The coding region runs from base 73 to 951 and encodes 292 amino acids. The record is from RefSeq and is a predicted model, not a curated record. Gene Ontology annotation, cellular component: peroxisomal membrane; peroxisome.